GCGGACGGCGCCCCUGGUUUCGAAUCCAAUGAUGCAACAUGAUGAACAGAUUUAAAGGAGUCUGAAUUACCUUGGGCCCGUCAAUUUGAGACGGCCAGCAGGCAAACGGACGCCUGGAAGGAUAGGAGCGAGCAACGAAAGGAGGCAGAAGUGAGAGGGGAGGAGAGAGUUUGGGUUGGAGGUGGGUGGAUGAUGCUGACGGGAGGAGAGAGUAGGGAGUUGGGGUUGGGUGGAUGACGCUGUUGUCUACGGGAAGGGUGCUGAUUAUAAAAUAACCUCAGGGGGUUGCCACUGCCACAAUUUGCAGUUUGGGCGUCAAUUUGGAAUUUGCGCUAUAUGUACAGUUAGGUUCGAUCACUCGGUCACUUGAUUAAUUGAUUGCUUGAGAAGAGAGGCAACGAACGGAGAGGGUAAGAGGAAUCGGAAUCGGACUGACUGAUUAAGUACGAGAUCGCGACCCUCAGGCGAGUCACAGCAGCUGGAUAGAGACAGGACAUACGCGCCCAUUCAACAUGUGGUGGUGUCUUGUUGAUCUUUGCGAAAUCUGCUGGCCUUUUCGGAUAAGGCGCCUUGGAGAUACCUACCAGUCACUCAAUGCUCAAGAACAGCUGGAGGCUGUUCAAUUCAUGAUGAAGCAGUCUGGGGAAGAGUGUGCAGUUGUCCGGAUCUCAUUGUCCGCUCGCAAUUUGCUUGGCAUGGAUCUCUUUUCGAAAUCAGAUCCAAUGGUGGUUGUCGAGCUGUGUGAGGCAAAUACAGAUGCUCCUGGCAGUGCCUGGUCUGAGAUAGGCCGCACUGAGAUCGUCUCAAACAAUCUUAAUCCCAUAUGGGUAAAAAGCAUUACAUUAAAUUAUCGUUUCCAUGUCGCCCAAUUGAUUCGCUUCUCGGUCUACGAUGUAGAUACGUUAUCUUGGGGAAGCAGCAAUGAUGUAUCAACACUCCAAUUGGAAGACCAGGACUUCUUGGGGGCAACCGAGUGCUACCUUGCAGAGCUCGUGCGAGCAAACGGCCAAGCCGUCACUAGGGAGCUAAGGGCAUCUCCCCAGAAAUCGUACGCCGGCACAAACAGAGGUCCUCAAGGGCGCAUGGGAACAUUGACCAUCCUUGUGGAGGAGGUGCCGCUCGAACGGCGUGAAACGGUGAUAUUGCAAUUCCAUGCACGAGACCUCGACAAGAUGAAUUCUUUCCUGUUCGGCAAGGGUACUCCAUAUUUGAAGGUAUCGAAGCUUUUUGAGGAUGGGAGUGCAGCACCAGUUUUCCAAACUCCUCUAGCCGUUGUCGGGCAGGGUGGGAAUCUGGUUUGGGAUUGGGAUCCCACCGUUCUUUCGCUCCAGGAUUUGUGCAAUGGUGAUCGCGAGCGUCCUCUACGGAUCGAAUGUUUCGGUUACCAUAUCUUCAGUCAUGACACUUUGAUUGGGAGUAUCGUAAGGUCCGUGAAAGAGCUCGCAGAGGAUGCGCAGUUGAGCAGGGCAAUUCCGUUAAGGAGUCCCUCACCACAGCGAAAGAGGCCUGAUGAUUCAGAAGUGGGUGGGAAGCUCUCCUGCAAACAAUGCCGACUUACGCAGUCGAUAUCAUUUUUACAGUAUCUUUCCAUGGGAUGUGAGAUCAGCUUCCAGGUGGCGAUCGAUUUUACUGCAUCUAAUCGGCACCCAAGUAAAAUGAACUCCCUUCAUUACAUCCAUCCGCAAGGGUGGGAGAACCCUUAUCAACGGGCGAUCCGCACAGUCGGAAGAGUCAUUGAGUUCUAUGACACGGACAGGCUUUUCCCCGCAUGGGGGUUUGGAGCGAAUCUCGGAGCAGGAGUGGUUUCACAUUGCUUCAACCUAAAUCCGUUAAAUUCUGAAGUCGCGGGUGUUGACGGAAUCCUUGAGGCAUACUCAAGAAUGGUUCAUUCUGUGUCCCUUGCAGGGCCUACCCUGUUUGCCCCUGUAAUUGCCAAGUCUUCAGAAAUUGCUGAAGCACACUUGAAAGCGGGGCAGCUGAAAUAUUCUGUCCUCCUGAUAAUCACGGAUGGCAUAAUAAAUGACAUGGAGUCCACAAUCCAUGCAAUCAUCCAAGCAUCCAGGCUUCCUCUUUCGAUCUUGAUCAUUGGAGUGGGCCCUGCGGACUUCUCGGCGAUGGAGGCCCUAGACAGCGACAAAAAGCUCCUCACAUGCUGUGGCCAACAAGCUGAGCGAGAUAUCGUACAGUUUGUGGAGAUGCAGAACAUAACCAGUGAUAAUCAGUUGGCCCGUGAACUGCUUGCUGAGCUGCCGGGUCAGGUUGUCCGGUUCAUGUCCUCGGGGCUUGUUCGAAUCCCCGUUCCCGGAUCCAGCUUGUACAGGACAUGAUCAAGUCGGUCCAUGUUCUGAUCCAGCCUGAGCUGGUCCAUGUCAUGUGCUCCACAUGGGCCAGUUCUGACCUGCAGGUGGCCCAGUGCAUGGGCCAGGUCUGACGUGCAGGUGGCCCAGUUCAUGUUCUUGGGACUUCUGAACAUGUACUAGUACUAGGUGCUUUGUUGGGCCGUUCCAACGUCUCGGAACGUCGACUCCCAUCCGUGGUUCAAGUUGUGGCUGAUUUCAUAGAGGACAACGAAAGGCAUGCAAUUUCAGAGCGUCAAACAGAAAACCCUUACACUAAGUACGUCUUUGGCCGGACUCCAACAAACCAAUGAAGACCGCAUUGUUCGUGCACAUACAGUGACAACUUUGGCUUCAAGUUGGCAUUUUUUUGUAUUUAUCAGGAUUUCGACUCUUCAACCCAGGGGUACCUACUAUGAUAGCGUACCUCUUUUCCUUUUUUUUUAAGAGCAACACAUGCCCCAUCUAAUAUUCUGGAGGGCGUCAGUCCGAUUGUUAUCACCGGCGAGCAGAUUUGAGCAAGUCACAGAGUACCAGACGAAACAGGGGAAGAGGGGUAUCGGGGCUGAACUAGGCCAGCCCCGCUGCGGCAGGGCUGUGGCAUUUUCACGUUUGAGCGUAACGGUUGUAGCAUGCAAAAGGAAAGAAGGGCCAGCCCACACGUUACCCUAAGCUUGCCAAACAUGUAUUCUGAACUCUUUUCCAGCUUCUAGCAGUAUGGAUGCCUCAGCCAUAUCGGGGGAUUGUCAGAUUGGAGGGGGUGCCAUAUCCUGUUAAUGACUCCACGAGGUUGACACGUCCUUGGCAGCGCUAGAAUGGGCUGCAUUGUACAUAUUAAUUAAUAUAUUAUUUAUUAUUUAAUACAUCGGCGCUGGUGAUUGUAUGCGUAUAGGUACACCUUUUGGCCGACUGUUUGGUUACCAGCCUUUUGUCUAUUCUUUCCCGCUGCAGACCACUGGUCUGUUGCUGAACUGGUAGGACUGCCGUCCAGGUGACCACCCAGCCUUCAGGAUAUGUACCCAGUAUUUUUGUGCUUUGGUCCAUUCAUUUGUCCCAACGUUGUUCCAGGUUCAGUCUGUUGCUUGUAGACUUGUGUUUCUGCAUAAUGCGCAUUCAACCAGAUGU
This is a messenger RNA of Chara braunii, 3461 nucleotides long. The record is from the annotation of a GenBank genome assembly. Lineage: Eukaryota; Viridiplantae; Streptophyta; Charophyceae; Charales; Characeae.